This is a messenger RNA of Seminavis robusta, 3589 nucleotides long. NCBI's taxonomy places the organism in Eukaryota, Bacillariophyta, Bacillariophyceae, Naviculales, Naviculaceae. The record is from the annotation of a GenBank genome assembly.
GUGAUCCGAUCAUGCGAUUACACUGUAGACAUACAUUACAUCUACAGGACCGGUACCACCGGUACUGUACUGUAGACAUUGAGGACAGCCACGUAAGUAAGUGAGCUCAAUGCAAGUGCUGCUCAAGUACCGGUACCACCAACCCGCAAAAUACAGUAGCUCAAAUUAUUAUGUUCCGCUUGUUCGUGUUGCUCCGCUGGAAGUGCAUUUCCAUGAUGAGUGAAGGCAAAGCUAGCUAGGCAGUAGCUUGGCACAAGCGCACAAGCUACCUUUUAUCGAUGAAGUAAAACCACUCAACGUUACUAAACCAAAGCACACGCACUGCACACGCUGGAGCUUGAGUUUGCGGAUUAUUCCUCAUUGACAUACCAUUAUCAAAGUACCGGUACUGUAUCAGGCAGCUAAGUGAUUGCCCUGUCUGCACUGCAGUUAUUACAUGUACUUUGCUUGAAGAGGACUCUCUCUUCAAGAAGACGCUCUCGCUAUACGGUGGUACAUCUCCAGGUUGUCUGAUUGCUGUUGGACUUCCUCAAAACUAGUUGAACAUGUCUGAAGACCACAGGAGGACUGCGCAUGGACACGGCAAUGGCAAUGACAAUGGCCGCCACGAUCAUGAUGAGUUCAGCGACUGUGAUUGCAACACCAUUCCGCCCAGUGAGCUUGCCAGAAUGCUGCGUGAAGCAGAGAAGCAACGACAGCAAGAAGCGGGGCAAAGCUCUGCUACCCUCGGUGCUACCCUGCAUGCAAGCGGAGUGCCCCAAGCCCAAGGAGAAGAAGCAUUGGGUACUGCUGCAGAGAAAGAUACUGGAAGAACACAAGCAUGCGAUGCUGCAGCUGGGGCUGCCACAAUAAAUGACAGUGACGUUGAAGACCAAAGACAAGACGCCAAUGUUCUACUACAUGUAGCACACAGUGUAGGCAUGGUAGAGAACCCCCCAAGCAAUAAAGACGCCAAGGAACUAGAAAUGGUAGAUCAUUACAUGUAUCAUCAACGCCACAACGAGUACCCCUUACGAGGCGCACCUCGGCAAUUACCACAUUCCAAGGUCGAUGGUCAAGACGAUGAUGAUCAAAAACACGUGCCGACGCAGCUUCUCAAAGAAGACAUUAUGGACGCGAACAAAGCUUGGAUCUCGGACAUGGCAGCGCGAUGUUCCUCCGUGGUGGGGGCCAUUGCAGUCGACGGGAUCUCUACUAGUAUGACAGAUGACAACCUCUCCACCCAGGGGAGCAUUCAGAUUGGGGAUCGUGACGGCGACGGCGACGACUCAAGCGAGCAAGACAGCCUGAACAUGUGUACUAGCGCUGUCUCGUUCCACCCAAGAAGAGGAACUCGCCCCCAACGGGAGUAUGAUCCCGAGGCCCCGAGCGCUGAUCGCCAACGACCAACAGGCAUCGAUUCUCAGCUGGUGCAUGCUACCUUGGUUCCGGAAGGGGCUGACUCCAAUGAUAGACGGCACACGAACUUCCAGUCUGCCGUACCAGUUUCUUCUGCUACUGGAAACAACAGCAGGAGAAGCAAAGAGGACCGACAGGGCAUGAUGAUGGCCUUUUUUGAGUGCAAGCGAUGCUGGAUUUGGUUGGCCGUAUUGGUCGUUACAGCGGUAAUAGUGACAAUCAAUGUGAUGGCCGGCAAGGAAGCAAGCGGGAGAGAAUCCAGUGAGGGAUCCAAUCCGCAAGUAUUCUUUUCUGGCAGUGGAGGAAGCAAUCGUUCUGUUGAUACCUCCUUCAACAUGGGGGGCAUGCUCGACCCGUGCAAAGAUGCUGCUUUCUGUGAACACUUACCCGCUUCCACCCGACAACGCAUACAGGAGGGCCCCGCUGAUUCACCCCAAGUCCAAGCCUUGCAAUGGAUGACCCAAGAUCCACAUCUCGACGAAUAUCCCACUUGGCGUCAAAUACAGCGAUACGCUCUCGCAACUUUUUACUUUGCCACUCUAGGACCGCAGUGGACGGUGUCGAAUCAUUGGCUCUCCUAUGAUGUGUCCGAGUGCUCCUGGACUACAAAGAUGGACUUUGAAAGUCUGGUUAAUAUCACUGCAGACCAGGCCGUUCAAGGCAUGGUGCAACGAUUCCGAGAUAGUGGAGUACAUGCGGGUGGUAUCCAUUGGCAGGAUCUGAUACCCCAUGCCAGCGGACAUCAUCAUCGCCGUCAGUUACAAGAAGGGCAUCAACAUCAUCAUCACGAGACUCCUAUGCUCGCUGCCACGGGGCGCCACCACGACUUUCCUAAUCACACUGCUGCAGAGACGCACGAGGGAGGCAGCCUCGUGCAUCCAGCGAAUCACGUUACGAUGGAUGCUGUCCACCAUGAGAAUCUCGAAGGUGCGAGUGAACACCACCACCACGUGUCGGAGGAAGACCAUGUGCACUUACAGAACUACUGCGAUGAGAAUGGAGUUUAUCGACGCCUCUGGCCGUACCACAAUCACUUGCAGGGUACCCUACCACCGGAACUUUUUCUUCUCUCAAAGCUACAAGUUCUCGGUUUGUGCAGCAAUCCCGAGCUCGGGGGGCGACUGAACACGGAGCUGGGUUUGUUGUCGGACCUCCAGUUUUUCUUUGCAGAUUUUAACUCAUUCACUGGUAGAAUCCCGUCUGAGAUUGGCCUGCUAAGCUCACUACGGCUCUUGUCGAUGGAUAUUCAGCCACUGAUCACGGGGUCCUUGCCUUCUGAACUUGGAAAACUCACGAAUCUCUUCUACAUGAGUCUCUCCAAGUAUGAUAACCUUCGCGGUGUCUUGCCUUCGACACUUGGGCAGCUCUCUGAUAGCUUGCAGGUUUUGGAUUUCACCAGUACUUGCUUGACUGGAAGUCUCCCUUCGGAGCUUGGGUCUCUAUCGCGGCUCCAAAUUCUCCGGGUGACAUCUAAUCCGGUGACCGGAACAAUCCCUGUUGAGUAUGGGUCCUUGGGAGCUGGGCAGUUGAAACUUCUAAACUUGAGGCUCAAUUCGCUGACGGGUACGAUUCCACCCAGUCUCUCGAAGCUAUCAUCCAUGUUCUACCUUGCCUUGUGCGACAACGCUUUGGAGGGAACCAUUCCUCGAGAACUAUACUCUGGGCUUUCUCGUCUGGGCGAGCUGCACUUGGACAGCAACCUUUUAACAGGCACAAUCGCCACAGAGAUUGGUUUGCUGGGAAACAGUCUCCGAACUUUGAUUGUCAGCGAAACGGCAUUGACCGGGACGUUGCCAUUGGAACUCUCGAGGUUGCACUAUUUGGAGUAUCUAAACAUACGCAGCACGAACAUUCAAGGCACUCUAUCCCAUUCCUUUGUGUCAGGUUGGACACCCAAUUUAAAAGGUCUGGCCUUCUCCGACACAUUGAUUACGGGGACCAUCCCGUCUGACUUUUGCGCGCUUUCGGGUUUCUUGGACUUCACUUGUUCCAGUCAGCUCUGCGGUUGCUAUUGCGUUUGUCUCAUUUAGAUGCCCAACAUCAUUAAUUGAGACGUCCGCCCCAACACAAAAGUCGGUCGAAUAAACCAUUCUCUUACAUGGUGUCAGUUGCUUAUAAAACGGUCUUUUUGAGAAAAAGCAUGUGCAAAGUCAGCUAAUCUUGUUAAUUCUACUUUGGUAUGCAAAGAGCG